AUGGAUAUCUUGCAUGAUGCUUGGCUUCCAAACAGUGCUCCUUUGGUUUACUGUGAGGACCUUUUUGUUGAUUUGCAACUGAAAAAGGUGGCAGACUUGAUAGAAAAUGGGAGAUGGAAUGAGAAUUUGGUGAGAUCGAGUGAUGGGUGGUAUUCCUCUAAAUCUGGUUAUGAAUUUAUUCGGUUGGAGAACAAGUCCUUGUUACCGUCGACAUCUCCAGCUGCAGCGGUGCCAAGCCUGAUUUGGAAGACGGUGUGGUCAGCUUCUUCCCUACCUCGCUGCAAGGAGGUUAUGUGGAGAGCUUGUGCGGGCUACCUCCCAGUGAGAUCAGCGCUUAAACGGAGGGGACUGGAUGUUGAUCCGUCAAGUCCUUGGAGCGGUUUGGAGGAUGAAGCAGAGGUACAUGUUUUACUUACAUGCCCAGCUAUUUUGCGUGUCUGGUUCGCGGUCAUGGGUCUUGGGGCAGUGGAAAACUUGGCUUUUCAUGAGGUGGUGGCUCGGAUUUGGGAUGGGGCGAGUGAGGAAGUUGUGGGAAAAUUCAUUACGCUGGUUUAUGUGAUAUGGGAAGCAAGGAAUGCUUUGUUGUUUCAACAACAUGAGCUCUCAAUUGGACAUAUACUUCAUCGAGUGGCAUCCUUGGAAGCUUUGCCUCGACCAACAAGCGUGCAACGUAGCCCAAGGUCUAAUGCUGUGGUAUGGACACGUCCAGCUGCGGGUUGGAUAAAGAUAAACUUGGAUGCUUCUGUCCGGCGAGCUUUGGCAGGUUUCGGGAUGGUGGCGCGGGACGAGGAUGGUGCUUUAUUGGCGACAGCAACCUUUGCUCCGGUUAUGGUGCAAUCCGCAGGCUUUGCGGAGGCUCUUUGCUUACGCUGGGCAAUGAGGCUUGCUCUUGAUCUUGGAUUCUUCACCGUUUGCUUUGAGACAGAUUUGUUGCAGCUCUACCAGUGGUGGCGGCGUCGUUCCAAAGGCUCAUCAUAUCUUGAUUUGAUUAUUUCAGAUUAUCAAGUGCCCGAUAUGGCCUUCAGUAUGGAGACGCGGAGGUUUUCCCAUGAGAUGGCUUCUUUGAGGAGUAUUGGUGGGCUUGGCAACCUCUUUCCCCUUGGUUGCUCGGGCUCAGGUCGAUCUAGAGCGGGUGGUCUUUGUCUUUUUUGGCGAGAGGGGUUGGAGGUGGAAUUUAUUAGCUCUUCACUCAAUCACAUUCUAUGUAUGGUGACAGACCCAGAUACUAGCUCCAGUGUUCAGGUUCUUGCAAUUUAUGGGUGGCCAGAGGAGCAUAACAAAUGGCGCACGUGGGAUUUAGUGAGGAGAUACAAACCAGAUGAUUCGGUUCCGUGGUUAUGCAUUGGCGAUUUUAAUGAGGUACUGUGUCCCAAUGAUAAAUUGGGGGGAGGCCCAGUUGAUGUGGCGCGCUUGCAGGAUUGUGCUAGAACUAUAGCGGAUUGUGGUUUGAGAGAUGUUGGCUACUCCGGUUACCGUUUUACUUGGUCUAAUAAACGCAAGGCUCCGGAUACUGUGGAGGAGCGGUUGGAUUACGCCUUAGUAAAUGACAAGUGGCUUGAACAAUGGCCGGUGUCUCAUGUUUCUCACCUUCCGAGAUACAGAUCGGACCAUAACCCCAUUCGCAUGUGGUUUGGUGUUCGACGUAAGCAGGAGGAGACCAGACGUGAGAGAAUGUUUCGCUUUGAGGAGGUUUGGCUCCAAAAAAAUGAGGAGUGCAUGGAGGUUGUCGCGGAGGCUUGGAGCUCUGGGGGAGGGAGCUGUAUUGAUCGGCUUGCUUCGGUAGGCCAACACUUGGGCUCGUGGGGACGGGAGGCCUUUGGGGAUGUCUCAGGGAAAGUGGCUGAUUUACGGGUAAAGCUCCAAGCCUUACAGAGACGUGUACAAUCUGAGCAAGUGGUAGAAGAAACAACAACGGUGGAGGGGCAACUAGACGCUUUGUUGGAACAGGAAGAGAUUGUUUGGUGUCAAAGGUCCAGGGCAACUUGGCUUAGACAUGGUGAUAGAAAUACGGGUUUCUUCCACAGGAAAGCUUCCCAACGCAGGAAGCGCAAUUCAAUUGAAGAAAUCGAAACUGAGGAUGGCAGAACAGUGGACGAGGUCAAGGACAUUUACCGUGUUUUAGCUGACUAUUUUAUGUCUCUCUUUUCCUCUGCAGGUCCUAUUGAUAUUGACUCAGUGACCUCCCUAGUCGCAGGACGACUAACAGCUCACCAUCUGGGGAUCCUCACUAGGCCUUUCACAAAAGAGGAUGUUGAGGAGGCUUUAUUCCAAAUGCACCCAAAUAAGGCUCCAGGCGCUGAUGGAUUGCCAGCUUUGUUUUAUCAUAAGUUUUGGCAUAUUAUUGGUGAGGACAUAUCUCAGUUCUGUCUUCAUGUCUUACAUGGCUCUAUAUCACCAGGUAUUAUAAAUCGAACUUUGUUAGUGCUUAUUCCUAAGGUUAAAAAACCUUUGCAUGCUAACCAGUUCAGGCCCAUUAGUCUUUGUAAUGUUAUCUUUAAGAUUAUCACUAAGACUAUGGCGAACAGAUUAAAAUUAAUCUUGCCGGAUAUUAUUUGUGAGGCCCAGAGUGCUUUUGACCCUGGUCGUUUGAUCACGGAUAACGCUCUCGUGGCGUUUGAAUGUUUUCACUUUAUGAAAAAGAAAACAAGUGGUCGUAAUGGCGUUCUGGCUCUAAAGCUUGAUAUGUCCAAAGCUUAUGAUAGAGUUGAGUGGCCUUUUUUGGCGAGUGUUUUAACACAGAUGGGAUUCCCUCUCUCUUGGGUCAACCUCAUUAUGAGUUGUGUAACCACAGUGAAUUUCUCUAUUUUACUAAACGGAGCGCCCCAAACCCCCUUUGCCCCGGGGAGAGGGUUGCGACAGGGUGACCCCUUGUCCCCUUAUCUAUUCAUCCUUUGUGGUGAGGUUUUCUCUGCGCUUAUUAAUAAAGCAGUAAUGUCCUCUUCUUUACAUGGUGUUAAGGUAGCUCGAUCAGCACCUGUGAUUUCUCACUUACUUUUUGCAGAUGAUAGUGUAAUCUUUGCAAAAGCUACGCCAGAGGAGGUGGAGAGUGUGAAGGAAAUUCUUUCAACUUACGAGCGAGUUUCAGGACAAGUCAUUAACCUUGACAAGUCAACGCUCACAUGUAGCCGAAACGUGCCAGAUAAUUGUUUUAAUCACCUUAAAGGGUUAAUGAAUGUGAAGGCUGUUGAGCAUUUUGACAAGUAUUUGGGUCUACCAACCAUUAUUGGUAAGUCAAAGACCCAAAUUUUUAACUUUGUUAAGGAGCGGGUUUGGAAGAAACUCAAAGGUUGGAAAAAAAGAGUUUUAUCCAGGGCUGGACGAGAGGUGCUAUUGAAGGCGGUUGCACAGGCGAUUCCAUCUUAUGUGAUGUCAUGUUUCCUCCUUCCGGAUGGUUUAUGUUCUCAAAUUGAAUCCAUGAUAAGCAGGUUCUAUUGGGGUGGUGAUGUUGACAAUCGAUGUGUUCAUUGGCUCAAAUGGGAUUCUCUUUGCCAACCCAAAUGCAAGGGUGGCUUGGGUUUCCGAGAUUUUAAAGCUUUUAACAUCGCUUUGGUGGGGAAGAACUGGUGGCGAAUCAUGUCGAAGCCAAAUACUAUGCUGGCACGGGUUUACAAGUCUGUAUAUUUCCCACGACAAACAAUCUUUGGAGCUAAGAAGGGUUAUAGACCAAGCUAUGCAUGGUCUAGCUUGUUGGGAUCAGCUUGGGUCUUUGAGCAAGGAGGACUUUGGAGAGUUGGGGAUGGCAAAACGAUUAGAGCUUGGGACGAUAAAUGGAUCCCUUCCUCAACCCCAAUGGUGUACCGCGAGGAUGUGGCAGCGGAUCUUCAUGUCACUCAUGUGUCGGAUUUAAUGCUUCCAAAUGGAGGGGGGUGGGACCGUGACAAGGUUGAGUUCCUUUGCUGGCCACCUACUGCAACAACUAUCCUUUCUGUCCCCGUGCCCAUGUAUCAUCAGGAGGAUAGCUUUUUCUGGCCAGCUACUGUUGAUGGAUGCUACUCCUCCAAAACAGGUUACCAAUUCAUCCGAAAUCAGCAUCAUGCGCGUGUGGCAUCGGGCUCUUCAGCUCCAGCUAUGAGGCCAGCUCUUUGGUUGAAACUUUGGAAGGCAGAGGUCUGGUUUGCCUCUCCGCUGGGGUUUCGUCUUCAUGAGGAGUGCUCGGUGCAAGAAUUUUUUACUGAAUUUCUGGGUGCAGCUGAUUGUAAUGGCAUUGGUAUGUUUUUCUCCAUCUUAUAUUCAGUGUGGCAGGCACGUAAUGAUCUUCUCUUCAGCGCGAAGCUAAGCUCUGUUGAUCAGAUCCUGUUGCGAGAGUCUAGCCUUCGCCCGUCGAGCAACCAGUUAACUGCUCCUCACCGCCAUGGCCGCGAGCAUGUUUCUUCAUGGCGUCGACCAGCUGCAGGAAUUUUUAAAGUGAACUUUGAUGCUUCCUUACUGCAAUCUCAUGAGGCUGGGUUCGGGUUUAUAGCAAGGAACAAGGAGGGGGAGGUCUUGGCUGCUGCUACAUCGACCAUGGGCCCGGUUCUUUCAUCGGUUUUGGCAGAAGCACUAGCUUUGCGCUGGGCCUUGGGGUUGGCAAAGGAAUUGGGGUUUCGCCGCAUCUGGGUUGAGACGGAUUGCUUGGUGCUAUACAACUAUUGGGAACGUAGAGAGGGUGGCUUCUCCCAUUUGGAAACAGUUGUUAAGGAUUGUCGUUUACUGCUUUGUAAUUUUGAUGUUUUUACUUUUACUUUCGUUCGUAGGACCGGCAAUUCUGUUGCCGACGCGUUGGCAAAACUUGCUUUUCGUUUAGGCUGUUUGGUUUGGAUUGAAGAGGCUCCGUUGGAGGUUUCCUCUCUCAUCCAGGAUGAUGUUUUUGCCUCGGUGGCUUCUUCUCUUUGA
This is a messenger RNA of Lotus japonicus, 4872 nucleotides long. RefSeq lists its product as uncharacterized. Gene Ontology annotation, molecular function: RNA-DNA hybrid ribonuclease activity; nucleic acid binding. The record is from RefSeq and is a predicted model, not a curated record. The coding region runs from base 1 to 4872 and encodes 1623 amino acids. NCBI's taxonomy places the organism in Eukaryota, Viridiplantae, Streptophyta, Magnoliopsida, Fabales, Fabaceae. The transcript is spliced from 4 exons.